AUGAACAUGGAUGCCAUCCUCGACUCGGGCAUCCUGCCGCACGUCGUGAUCCGGGUCGGCAUCCGGCGGCAGCUCGCGCAGCGCUUGGCCGAGAUCCGGUCCGAGUCGCUGGCGGAUGCUUGCGCGCGCAAGAUGGAGUACAUCGAACGCCUGCGCACGCAGCCCAUAGCCAUAGAGACGGACACGGCCAAUACGCAGCAUUAUGAGGUCGGCACCGGUGUGCUGGCAGGGAUGCUGGGUCCCCGCAUGAAGUAUAGCUCCUGCUUGUAUCCCAAAGGCAGCGAGACAUUGGCGCAAGCCGAGGUGGAGAUGCUGAGGACGUAUAUCGAGAAGGCAGGACUGGAAGAUGGCAUGAGCAUCCUCGACCUGGGUUGUGGAUGGGGUUCCGGAGCUCUGUUCUUUGCAGAGAUGCUCCCCAAGUCCAAGGUUACGGCCUUUUCCAACUCAAAGACUCAGAAGGAGUACAUUGACUCGAAGGCCAAAGAGAAGGGACUUUCCAACCUUACCGUGAUUACCGGCGACGUCGCGGACUACGAGUUUGAGAAGGAGAAGGCGAGUUUCGACCGUGUGGUCUCUAUUGAGAUGUUUGAGCACAUGAAGAACUACGAGCUGCUGAUGGCCAAGGUCGCCAAGGUGCUGAAGCCGGGUGGCAAGCUGUUUGUGCACAUCUUCACGCACAAGGACACACCCUACGACUACGAGGAGGGCUGGAUGACGACACACUUCUUUACGGGUGGCACUAUGCCCUCGGCAGAUUUGCUCCUUUACUUCCAGAAGGACCUCAAGAUCAAGCGGCAAUGGUGGGUCAACGGCAACCACUACUCCAAGACGUGCGAGCACUGGCUUUCGACCAUGAUCGCAAACAAGAACAAGAUCUGGCCGCACUUGGUAGAGACGUACGGGGAACAAAACGCCAGCACCUGGUAUAACCGGUGGCAAAUCUUCUACAUGGCGUGCUCGGAGCUCUUUGCGUAUGAGGGCGGCGACGUCUGGGGCGUGUCACACUACUUGUUCGAGAAGCCCAAGGCUUAG
Neoarthrinium moseri is the source of this 1032-nucleotide messenger RNA. RefSeq lists its product as uncharacterized. NCBI's taxonomy places the organism in Eukaryota, Fungi, Ascomycota, Sordariomycetes, Amphisphaeriales, Apiosporaceae. Bases 1 to 1032 code for a protein of 343 amino acids. The transcript has 6 exons. The record is from RefSeq and is a predicted model, not a curated record.